AUGUUCGCGGCGAUGAGGAACGAUCUCGAGAAGAAGCAAAUGGAGCAGCGCGAGGCUGAAGAGCGACAGAAAAGGCUUCGGAAGAAGUGGCAGGAGCAGAGAGACCAAGAUCUUCAGCGCCUGCAAAACUCGCGGCACAACACCAUCCUCAUGUCCUCUGCCAAUACGAACGCAACUAAUGGUGCAGUGAAUGCCAGCUUUCGACUGCGAAGAAUCCAUCGCGAGAGCUGUCGUCAACUCACGGAGGAACUCGAACUCGGAGUGAGUGUACAACGGGACCUCAAGGAAGCCAAGGACACGGCGUUUUUCCACUUCUACUACUUGCCGGAAGGCCACGGGUCGAUUAUCACGUUGAAGAUGCACGCUCUACGAGGAGAUGCGGAAGUGUUCAUGUCCACGGACACCAAAGUUCCUUGCAGCACGGACUUCAUGUGGCGGUCUUCCGAAAGGAUGGCGAAAACCGCUGGCGAAGGACAUCGAAUUAUUCUCUAUCCUCACGACUUGCUCCGCGUUCAGCCCGAUUCAAUGUCACUAAGAGUCGGUUUUUACUUGUCGGUUGUCGCCAUGGAGCCAGGCACGACGUUCACUAUUGCAGUCAUGUCCUCGGGCCAAAAGAUGCAGCCGUCACGCGCGAUUCAGACGGUCGACUACCUCAUCGAUCGCUUUAAUAUGCUCUCAAGGUCGUUCCAGGGGCAAUCGACAUCGGCCGGAGCUGCAAGUACAAGGCGGAAGUUGAGGAAAGGUGCGGAUGAGACGGCUGAUCAACAAGAGCUGAAGUCAUUCCAGCAUCUACUAGAGACUCUCAGUGAGAAGAAAGGGUUUGGGCCCCCUCAAGCAGCAUCUAUCCUACUCGCCGGUCCUACUGAAGAGCACCUGGAGUUUGUGCAGGAUGAAGACCAGCGCUUGCAGGAGAUGCACAGGAGACUAUCACCGCCAAAGAGCUGCCCCGAAGGCUCUCACGGCCACCGCGACUCCAUCGCAGUCGUGACCGAGCGGCGACUCACUCUGCAGGGAAAACGGCAAAAGCUUCGCCGGGUUGUCGCUGCUCGACUGCAACAGAAGCUUGCACCACUUCGCCACAAAUCUAUCGCAGGAGGUGAGCUGGAGAAAAGUGCCAGCACGGGUGGACUGGUUAACUUUCGUGUAGCAACAACCGCUCCACGGCCAGUAGCGUACAGUAUCACAAGCCUGGAUCCACUACCUCGUUCCCAUCGUUUCAAGGCUACGAGUACACUUCUCACACAAGCUAGACAAAGCAGUGCAAUCGACAUAGGAUCGAAGAGUGGAGCUGAAUGGGAACAGAAAGAUCAACAAGCUUGA
This is a messenger RNA of Phytophthora sojae, 1320 nucleotides long. RefSeq lists its product as hypothetical. The transcript has 3 exons. The record is from RefSeq and is a predicted model, not a curated record. Bases 1 to 1320 code for a protein of 439 amino acids. NCBI's taxonomy places the organism in Eukaryota, Oomycota, Peronosporomycetes, Peronosporales, Peronosporaceae.